This is a messenger RNA of Exophiala xenobiotica, 882 nucleotides long. RefSeq lists its product as uncharacterized. NCBI's taxonomy places the organism in Eukaryota, Fungi, Ascomycota, Eurotiomycetes, Chaetothyriales, Herpotrichiellaceae. The transcript is spliced from 2 exons. The record is from RefSeq and is a predicted model, not a curated record. Bases 1 to 882 code for a protein of 293 amino acids.
AUGGCACACGUUCUCCGGCUCAAGGUCAAGCUACUCAUAAUCCUGGUUCUUGUGGUGGUCAACACGAUAUUGCUCGCAACAGUCAGGCCGAAACAGGCCCCGUACGACUUGAUAUCCUUUGUCAAAGCAUCGAUCUUCUGGCCAAGCAGCUACUCCACAGACGCUCAUAACGUUGACUGGGACAAAGUCGUUGUCACUCCCGCACGAGACAUCGAUGAUGUUUCCUGGAUCGCCCAAGAUCUUCCUCGCUGGCAACAUGCCAUAUACUACGUCGAUCAUCCGAGUAGCGUAGCUCGGGAAGACCAUCUACGAACUCCGAUCAACAAAGGCAAUGAGGCAAUGGCAUACCUUACCUACAUUAUCGACCACUACCACAAGCAAAUCCCCUCGAUUGUGGCAUUCCUUCACUCUCACCACAACGGGUUCUGGAAGGCCUGGCAUGUCGAUGACCCACUACACGACAAUGCCAAUGCGCUACAGCAUUUGCAGCUGGACUAUGUCAGACAACAAGGAUACGUGAACUUGCGUUGCAACUGGGCGCCAGGGUGCACAAAAUUGUCAACACCAAAUCCUCACGUCUCGAAUCAGACUUGGGAGGAGAUCUUCGCAAACACGUCGACGCCGUAUUUCGACUCUGAUCCAUUUAGGCCCGCUGCUUCCUCGAAAGGUGCCAGUGUGCACGAUUCGGCGAUUGCCAGCAGGAUCUGGACAGCAUGCUGUGCUCAAUUUGCGGUGUCGAGGGAACAGAUCUAUCGCCGUCCCGUGCAGGACUAUGUCAACAUACGUGAGUGGCUACUCAAUACUGAGCUCGACGAUGCCUCGAGUGGGAGGACUCUGGAAUACUUGUGGCAUGUCAUCUUCGGGAAAGAAGCUGUACAGUGA